Molecule: messenger RNA, 3691 nt
Organism: Leptinotarsa decemlineata (Colorado potato beetle)
Lineage: Eukaryota; Metazoa; Arthropoda; Insecta; Coleoptera; Chrysomelidae
Source: RefSeq, a predicted model, not a curated record
GCUCACUGCCAGAUUGGAUUUUUCUGCAAUACUUUUUGGCCAGAAUGAAAAAACCUCGCACAUUCGUCGUUUUAGCAACGACAUGUUUGCUUGUAGGAGAAAUUUUAGCAGAACAAAACUCAUCGAACAAACAUGACAGAAAAAAAAAUUCUAGACUCUCCAGGCAAACCAGUGCGGACCAGAUGGUACAAAACAUCCUGCAGUGGCUCCAAGGAGUGUACACCCAGCAGAACCGAAGAAGUAGGUCCUACACGGACGAAACUGGAAUCGCCUAUUCGCCAUAUACUGUAGCUAGAUAUGACGAUGCAUUUCGACAGGGUGGCUUGAGAGAAUACCUCCCUCCUACAAUUACGGAAAAACCGAGACCGUUCCAGCCUAGACCGAAUGGCGACGGAACCGACGAAAGCGGAAAUUUCAUCGACGGCGGUUACCCACCAGUUAGCACUCCACAACCACCUUUUCCCUAUCCAAGUGGUCCUACCCAACCCCCAGUCACCCAAACGCCCGGCUACCCGACAGUACCAGCAGGUGUUAGCCCAACUUUUCCUCCCCAAGAAGUGGUUACAGAAUUCUCAGGGUUUCCCACUGCAUCACCUCCAGGGGUAACACCAGGCUCUCCAACUGAGUCGCCACCUGAAGUAACACCAGGUUUCCCUACAGCUCCACCUCCGGGAAUAACACCUGGAUACCCCACAGUCGGACCUCCAGGAGUAACACCUGGUUUUCCCACGGCAUCACCCCCGGGGGUUACACCUGGUUUUCCCACUGCUCCUCCUCCAGGAGUAACGCCUGGUUUCCCCACUGAAUCACCCCCAGAAGUAACUCCAGGUUUUCCCACGGUACCACCUUCAGGAGUUACACCAGGUAUUCCCACAGGGUCGCCCCCAGAAGGAACUCCUGGUUACCCAACGGCAACUCCAGAUUUCCCGACACGACCACCCACAGGUUACCCCACAUCUUCAGGGGAUGUAUCAGGCCCCACAUCACCUCCCGAAUUCACGUCGCCUCCAGGAACUUACGUACCUGGAAAAACAGAACCAGAAGUGAUUGACGAUGACCUGAGACAUCCACCCCACAUUCACGCCAUAGAUGUCGAAUGCGGCAAGGAGAUGAUGACAAUAAAUCUGGAGUUCAACAGAGUAUUUGAUGGGGUGAUUUACUCGAAAGGUUACUUCAACAUGCCCGAGUGCCGAUAUGUCAAUGAGAAUUCAGGACAAACCAAGUAUACUUUCACUGUCAACUUGAACAUGUGUGGAACCGAAUUCAUAAACGCCUUCGACACCCUAGGAAAAAGCUACCUAGAGAAUGUGCUCGUCAUCCAGAACGAAGCAGGCAUCCAGGAAAUUUGGGACACUAUCCGCUCGGUCCGAUGCCUUUGGGAAGGCAAUCUCAAAGAGCAACUCAGCGUCAGCCUUAUGGUUGGAAUGCUCACCCAGGAGAUCGUCACCUUCAGUGGAGACACCGCCAUGGCCAAACUUGAUAUUCAAUUGGGCAGAGGUCCGUUUGGUCAGCCGGCUACCGGCUUGGUCAAGAUCGGAGAGCCGAUGACUCUUGUAGUGUCCGUUUCUGGGGAUCCUGGUUUCGAUAUCCAAGUUAAGGAUUGCAGGGCUACGGAUUCGACUGGAGCUAAUAUUGUGCCAUUGACGGACGACAACGGUUGCGUGUUGAAACCCAAGUUGUUCGGCGCGUUCCAGAAGACGAGGAAUACCGGCAAUACAGGAGCUACCAUCAUCGCCUUCGCCUACUUCAAUGCCUUCAAGUUCCCCGACGUCAUGGAUAUCAUGAUUGAGUGCAACAUCGAGCUCUGCAAAACCGACUGCGAGAUGUGUCCCAAUCCUGACCAAGCCUUGGAACCGGCGAAGCGCCGAAAGAGAGACCUCUACAGCUUCAACGCCACCCUACACGACGGAGUGAUGAUGGGCAAGCACUUACGAGUAGUGCUUCCCGAAGAUCUUGCCGAAAGAACUGUCGUUAACGACUCGGUUUGCCUGUCAACGCAAAACUUCGUAUUUUCAUCCUCAGUCCUGAUCUCCCUCCUCACAGCUAGCUGCCUGUUCAGCGCUUAUUUGUGGCUGAAGUCUCACAGGCAGAAAGUAGUCAAGUUUUGAUGGGGUUAUUUUAGCAUAAGGGCGGCCAAACAAUAAUUUGUAAUCAAGCGUGGGGGUGUUUCAAGAAUGAAAAAGUUGAGUGACUGCGUUGGCGAAAAUCUUGGUGUAGGAAUUAUGUAAUCCGUUACAGCCAGGCAUAUACCCAUUUUCCCAGGAAAUGUUGAGAAACCUUCAUUUUUAAAAAAACCUCUUCUACAAAUAUCAUAUAUUGCAUAAAACUAUAUGAGCAUACUACACAUUAUUGUUUUCUUGUUCAUUGUUUGAAGCACUCGUCUAUUACUUCGAAAUUUAUGGUUAUGACAGCGUUAAUUUGCCGUAUCCCAUUUACAGAACUCCUAACUAUAUAUAAAUUGAAAGGGUAUAAGAGAGAUUAAUUCUCAACUAUAUCUUAGUCACAGAACUCAUAAUGAUAUCGACAUAAAAUAAUUAUGAGUUCUGUGCUCCCAUUCGGUCACUUGACUGAUGCCAUCAAAGUAUAGUUGGUACCUCUCCAAACUGUAACGAUAGUUUCUUCUGUCUCUCUCUAUGGCAGUAGUUUUUGAAAAUAAGCAUACUGAAUUUUCGAAUAUAAUUCAUUUUCAACUUUUUCGGUUAGUCAUCUUUAUUGAUGGUUCUAGUCUUUACUUGCAAGAAAUACCUGUCAAAUUAAUGAAAUUAAGAUCCGUUUCUUUAUUUAGCAAUUUUAGGGUGUUUCAAAUUAUUGACGAAGUUUUCAAUAUUUAGCCAAAUUUAUUAAGGAUCAACAAUAAUAUGCGUAAAAUCUUUGUAAAAUAACUCAUCUAUAUUUGCAAGAUUUUUUUAAUGAACGCAUACUAAAAUCUCACCACUUCUUUGAAUGAAAUCGAAUGUUCACUGCCGAAAUAAAAUGUCAAGAUUCGAAAAUUAACAAAAGGAAAAUUGAUACAACCUUUAUUGAUCUCAAAUACCAUUAGAACCAGGAGCCUAACUGAAUGUAGAUAUAAAUAUAGCGAAUUUUCUUUAUUCAACAUGAAUAUGAGAAGUAAAAGAGUUAUUGAUCCUUACAGAAGGUCUUCGUCAACUGGGUUAAAAACUUAUCUCAAAUUCAUAGAAACUACAAAUCUUUUCACAACUUAUUAACACACACCAUGUAUUUGUAAAAAUGUAAAUGUAUGAUAAGCAGAAUUAUAUUUAUGAAAUCAAAUAAAUAAUUAAAAACAAGCCUUUUUAUGAUUCUAAGUUGAUAUGUGUACGGCAUAAAACUCCUCAAUAGAAUUACUUUUAUUCUAAAAAAAUUUAUGUAUUUAAAAAAAAGUCGAAUAACAUUAUACAUGUUUUUUUUAAGAACUAAUACAAAAUUAAUUGUUUGCCAAACUGGAUUCAUAUUUCUCCCAUAAUCUCAUUCUUUUCAUUCAUCAUUUUCAUUUAGAUAUUUAUAUAAUAUUUCUUAUCCUGCCAAUAAAAUUUUCAAAUUGUAUGUUUUAAAUUUUUAAACAUUAUUUUGUAUAAUAUAUUAUUGUAAAUAAGAUCUAGGUAAUAAGAAUCAUGAUACUUUUAUAUUUCCUAUAUAACUGUAAAUAAUAUAUUGAUUUUAUUUUUAAAUACAAUAAAGUUCAACUUUGGAA